Messenger RNA from Lagenorhynchus albirostris (white-beaked dolphin), 4656 nucleotides. It is a transcript of the gene AFAP1L2, whose product is annotated as actin filament associated protein 1 like 2. The coding region runs from base 1 to 2784 and encodes 927 amino acids. The record is from RefSeq and is a predicted model, not a curated record. Gene Ontology annotation, molecular function: SH3 domain binding; SH2 domain binding. Gene Ontology annotation, biological process: regulation of interleukin-6 production; regulation of mitotic cell cycle; positive regulation of epidermal growth factor receptor signaling pathway. The transcript has 19 exons. Lineage: Eukaryota; Metazoa; Chordata; Mammalia; Artiodactyla; Delphinidae. Gene Ontology annotation, cellular component: cytosol.
AUGAAAAUUCUCCUUAAACCCUUUUCUACUUCAGAAAGCAUGCUCCUCUGCACCAAGGACAGGAGAUGUCUCGGCCCCGCAGCCCUCCGCUCUUACAAAGAAAGGAAAGGGGGAUUGUCUCCAGAUUGGCCCAGUUGUAUGCUGUUAGCCCUGGAGCAGCUGCUGACAGAGCUGGAUGACUUCCUCAGGAUUCUUGACCAAGAGAACCUGAGCAGCACAGCUGUGGUGAAGAAGAGUGGCCUGGCCGAGCUCCUCCGGCUUUACACCAAAAGCAGCAGUUCUGACGAGGAGUACAUUUAUAUGAACAAAGUGACGGUCCACAAGCAACAGGAUGCCGAGUCCCAAGACAAAGCGCCCGAGGAGCAGAGCCCACUGACUAACGGCGAGCCCAGCCAGCACUCCUCGGCCCCUCAGAAGAGUCUUCCAGACCUCCCGCCACCCAAGAUUAUUCCAGAACGGAAACAGCUCUCCACCCCAAAGAUCGAGUCUCCAGAGGGUUACUAUGAAGAGGCCGAACCAUAUGACACAUCCCUCAAUGAGGAUGGAGAGGCCGUGAGCAGUUCCUACGAGUCCUACGACGAGGACGAAAGCAGCAAGGGCAAGUCGGCCCCCUACCAGUGGCCCUCGCCCGAGGCCAGCAUCGAGCUGAUGCGCGACGCCCGCAUCUGUGCUUUCCUGUGGCGCAAGAAGUGGCUGGGCCAGUGGGCCAAGCAGCUCUGCGUGAUCAAGGACACCAGGCUCCUGUGUUACAAGUCCUCCAAGGACCACAGUCCUCAGCUGGACGUGAACUUGCUGGGCAGCAGUGUGGUGCACAAGGAGAAGCAAGUGCGGAAGAAGGAGCACAAGCUGAAGAUCACCCCCGUGAGCGCCGACGUGAUCGUGCUGGGCCUGCAGAGCAAGGACCAGGCUGAGCAGUGGCUCAGGGUCAUCCAGGAGGUGAGUGGCCUGCCUUCUGAAGGAGCUUGUGAGGGAAGCCAGUACACCCCAGAUGCCCAGCGCCCGAGUUGUCCGAAAAAAACCGAAGUCAGAGUAAACCUGGAGAUUCCUUCACAUUGGGGUGAGAAACAAGGCCUCUCCCUAAAGACCCAGCACACAAGAUUCCCGGGCCAGCCAGAUGUAACUGAGAAGUACCUGUCAGCCUCGGACUAUGGAAGCUCCAUAGAUGGCCACCCUGAGGUCCCAGAGACCAAAGACGUCAAGAAGAAAUGUUCUGCUGGCCUCAAACUGAGCAACCUAAUGAACCUGGGCAGGAAGAAAUCUACCUCGCUGGAGCCUCCGGAAAGGUCCCUCGAGACAUCCAGUUACCUGAACGUGCUGGUGAACAGCCAGUGGAAGUCGCGCUGGUGCUCCGUCAGGGACAGUCACCUGUACUUCUACCAGGACCGGAACCGCAGCAAGGCGGCCCAGCAGCCCCUCAGCCUGGUGGGCUGUGAGGUGGUGCCGGACCCGAGCCCCGACCACCUCUACUCCUUCCGCAUCCUCCACGACGGCGAGGAGCUGGCCAAGCUCGAGGCCAAGUCUUCCGAGGAAAUGGGCCACUGGCUAGGCCUCCUGCUUUCUGAGUCGGGCUCCAAGACAGACCCAGAAGAAUUCACUUACGACUACGUGGAUGCCGACAGGGUUUCCUGUAUCGUAAGCGCCGCCAAAACCUCUCUGCUACUGAUGCAGAGAAAGUUCUCAGAGCCGAACACUUACAUUGACGGCCUGCCCAGCCAGCAUCACCAGGAGCUACUGUAUGAUGACGUGGAGGUGUCAGAGCUGAUGGCUGUGGGGGAGGCCCCUGAGGAAGCUGCUCCUGCGACAGAUGCCCCGAGUGAGCCUGACCCCGACCGCGUAUACCUGGACCUCACGCCCGUCAAGUCCUUCCUGCACGGCACCGGCGGUGCACAGGCCCGGGCCCCCUCGCCCACGCUGCCCCAGCCGGACCCUCCGGCCGAGGCCCUCCCUGCAGACCUGAACCCCACCCCCGAUGAGCCCCUCAUGGUGUCUCCAGAGAACCCCGAGUUGCAGGUACAGGGGGCCCCCCAGCAGGUGAGCUGGCCUCACCUUCUGGGGUGUCUCGGCCAGCUGGGUCCUGUUUGCUUUCUCCCAAAGCAGAUGCAGCAGGAGAGUCAGGAACCUGAGGAGCCUUCCCUGGGAAUCACGGCAGUCAAAAUCCAGACUGAACAGCAGAAGAUCUCCUUCCCACCGAGCUGCCCUGACACUGUGCCUAUCACCCCAGCCGGGGCCAGCCCACCUGUGAAAGACAGGUUGAAGGCAACCAAUGCAGAGAUCAAACUUGGCAAGAACAGGACAGAAGCCGAGGUGAAGCGGUACACAGAGGAGAAGGAGAGGCUUGAGAAGAAGAAGGAAGAAAUCCGGGGGCACCUGGCUCAGCUCCGGAGGGAGAAACGGGAGUUGAAGGAGACCCUGUUGAAGUGUACAGCCGACUGGCUUCUCUCUGCAGACAAGGGGGCGGCAGCCAGCCUGGAGGAGAAGCUGAAGGAGAUCGACGAGGAGUGCAGGGUGGAGGAGCGCAGGCGCGUGGACCUGGAGCUCAGCAUUGUGGAGGUGAAGGACAGCCUGAAGAAGGCCGAGGCCGGGCCCGUGACGUUGGGCACGACUGUAGACACCACCCACCUGGAGAACGUGAGCCCCCGACCCAAAGCUGCCACCUCGACUCCUGCCCCGGACUGUACCCCAGUCAACUCCGCAACUGCGCUCAAGAACAGGCCUCUGUCGGUCAUGGUCACGGGCAAAGGCACCGUCCUCCAGAAAGCCAAGUGUCCUUACGAGUCAGCCUGAGGGCGCGUGAAUCCCUGCACUGCCCGCCACGUGAUAUCAGUAGAGUCCGGGGGAGAGCUGCAGUUCAGAGACAGACUGGCGCUGGACAGUUUUCCAAUUAAAAAAAACCUCAGUGACUCUGAAGGACUUCUGCCAUGAAAACCAAAGCAGCAGAUUCAGACAGGUGUCGGAUUUGCCUAAAGCCAUCCGGCCGGCUGGUGACAAAGGCUCAGUAAAAGGCGUAAACAGGGAGCAGGUGCCCAUUGCUGGGUUUUUGCCUGAGGGCUAGACAAAAAGUGUUAUGAAUCCUUGACUCAUUUAUACAGUCAAGAGCAUGCCUGGAGCUGCCUGUGUUUUUGGCAAACUCUGCUCCUUAUUUUUAUCCUGCUUAUUACCUGCAGGAGAUAUUUUGAGGCACCUGCACCAAUGACUAAGUAUUAAAUCCAUGCAAGCACACGAGCCACUGCCACGGCAGACAUCACUCACCUCCCUCUCUGCUGCUCCAGGGCCUCAGAAAUCUCUGAACACGUGCUCCAAGCAGUGGGGGACACGCAGGGGUUGAACCUUACUUAAUUGGCGUCUCUAUUCCUAGCUUCUUCUAGGAAUAUGUAGGUUGGCUACGGAGGAUAACUAACUUUCUUCUUUUGGGGGGACGCUGGUGUUUGAAUGGUACCCUAGGAAUGGGAGAAGAAAGGAGCAAGUUAGGAAACAAACUUCAUCUAGAGACUCUCCUGUCAAUAUGGACCUUGGUGACAAUCCUGCUUCGUUACAGUCUUCGUUAAAGCAGCAACUCUGUAAAAGGGUGAGUCUGUUUACAAGAAAAAGGAAGGACUGGGGUUCUAUGAAUGGAAAACUUCAGCUAAGAGGAGGCUCUGUCCCUUUGCAGAGCCAAAGGAAGUAAUACGACAACAACAACAAAAAAGACUUGUUUGGAGACCUAAGUCUAUUGGUUGUAAACAUUACAUUGCUGUAUUUAGGGGUAUUCUGUGUUUCUUCCUUGAAGUUUUCAGCAAUUGCUUUAUCAAGCUUUUUAAGUGAAAAGAUUCUGAUGUGGAGACUUUGGUGGAAGAGAAAUUAAGGUAGCAGGGCCCUGUCCCACUGGUCACAUGGCUUUGGUGAUUGAGAAGGUCUAAACCCCUAUCUGAUUCUUAGCAGCGUCAGGGGUUAAACCGUCCUUGUCUUCAACUGUGUAAAGCCAUCUAUGGUUUUUUGAGAAAUGGUAACGGGGAAAACAUUUGGGACCAAGCUGAGGCACUGUUGCCAGUAAAUUAAGGACUUUUUUCAGGCUAAAGCAGGCCAGAACCAAUUGCUUUUAAAUAAAAUUUUAAGUGAUGCUGUAUUACAUAGAAAAAAAAGUUUCAAAUCCUGUAAUUUAGAACAGCGAAAAGUGUUGAGAUUUAACUGACAUUUUACAUUACCAUAGAAACAAGAUUACCCUGUGUUUACAGAUUCAGUCCUGCGGUGAGGCGAUUUCUAAGAGAAGAGUUACUUAGUAUAAUGUUCUCUUAGUCCCUGUUUUUUUAAGUUGUGCUCGAUGUCCAGGCCCUUAUCCAAGAAAAAGAGGGGCGAGUUUUGUUUCUGGUGGUCUCUUUCGUCUCUUAAAAUUGGCAGUGCUGUUCUUUGUGUUGCCCGUUCUUCUCUUCUGAUGGCACUGGUUAACACAGGUUGGAACACAUUGGUAACACAGGUUGGAACAUUUCACCUGUCAUCUCUCAGCCUCAUUUCUGGGGGUUCUGAAUCAGAGUUCUUUAACACUGGUUCCUGAGAACUAAAGGUCUUUUGAGUCUUAUUGUCUUUCUAAUCCCAGGGCAUUUAUUUCCUUUGUCAUAAACACUUGGUGUCCCAAGUGGUGAGUUAGUUUUGGUUUUUUUUUUUAAUAAAAUGUUAAUUGUA